CACCAGGCUGGAGCUCUUUCCUGUGGCGUCCCCCAGGAGCUAGUCUGGUCCCCGCCGCCUCCGGCCAGUGGUUGGUGCGGAUUUAGGGGUGGAGAAGGUGUAAGAAGUGUAGGGAGCAGGUAGAGAGCGCUCUAGCCUCAGCCUCUAAGGACUGCAGCUACAGCGGCCGCAGCCAACCACGCAGGGCCAGGUUCCGCCUCUUUUUCCCUCCUCCCAUCGGCUCCCCUCGAGUUAUGUCAUCGUGAAGCUAGAGGGAGAGACAGAGAGACAAGGAGCGCUUUGGCUUGGAAAGGCUGUGUGCGAGGCUCUCCUGGAUCGGUCCCUUAUCCCUGGCCGCAUUGUGUCUUGGCGGGUGCCCACUAAGGAACCGCGCCAGUCACACUUCUCCCAGAAAUCCUCCUUUGUCUCGCCACUUUUUCCUUCGGAAUUCCAAUUUUUCUGGGUGGCUCGUUGAGAACAGGGUAUUGCACCGUUUUGCCUUCUUGCUGGAACACUACCAUUGGCGAGGAGAAAGCCGGCCGGCCGGCCAGUCUCCUCUUGUCACCGAGGUGUGGGGAAACAAUUUGGGGCGGAGAGGGAGGAGGGGGGCCGCGGAUCUUUCCCGGCUCCCCCGGUGGACGCCUGCAAAGCUGCCUGGACACAAGGAGGAGACGGGAAUCGCCGGCCGGACCAUACCGGGUUCGUACAUCCCAGAGGACUGGGAUCGAGGAAGAGAUCUCUAUACAAGGACGUUCAGGGGGGCUCUGUCCGCGCGGCGCUGAAGUGCCGUUUGCGCCCCUGGGGGCCAGGCUUCCCUCUCCCAGUUCCCGGAGCACCCCGCGUGGGCUCCCCUUUAUCCCCUUUGCUUCCUCGUCCGCGGGAGAGAGCCCAAUGCCGCCUCAGCAGGGGGAAGCGGAGUACAUCAGCAAGCCAGUGCCGGGCUGCUGCAGCUGCGAGGUGCCUCCGGUGCCCCCGCGCCGGGUGCGCAGCAGCCGGGGCGCAGCAGCCGCCGCCCUUGGAGCAGCCCUGGGGAACCGCUGCCGGGCUGGGGGCGCGGAGCGGCGGAGCAUCAAGUGCGUGCUGGUCGGGGACGGCGCGGUGGGGAAGACGAGUUUGGUGGUGAGCUACACCACGAAUGGGUACCCCACGGAGUACAUCCCUACCGCCUUCGACAACUUCUCGGCUGUUGUAUCUGUGGAUGGCAAGCCGGUGAGACUGCAGCUCUGUGACACAGCAGGCCAGGAUGAGUUUGACAAACUUAGGCCUCUGUGCUAUACCAACACGGACAUCUUUUUGCUGUGCUUCAGCGUUGUAAGCCCUUCAUCGUUUCAAAAUGUGAGUGAAAAAUGGGUCCCAGAGAUUCGCUGUCACUGCCCCAAAGCUCCCAUCAUUCUGGUUGGCACACAGUCAGACCUACGAGAGGAUGUGAAAGUCCUUAUUGAACUGGACAAGUGCAAGGAGAAGCCAGUGGCAGAGGAGGCUGCUAAGCUGUGUGCAGAGGAGAUCAAAGCUGCCUCUUACAUUGAGUGCUCUGCCUUGACUCAGAAAAACCUCAAAGAGGUCUUUGAUGCAGCCAUCGUGGCUGGCAUUCAGCACUCGGACACUCAACAGCAACCAAAGAAAUCCAAGAACAGGACUCCAGACAAAAUGAAAAAUAUUUCCAAAUCUUGGUGGAAGAAAUAUUGCUGUUUGGUAUAAUGCUGCUGGCCAGGAACUCAGAAAAGGCUAUUUUUAAAAGAAAUACAAUUUAGAAGCUAUAUUAGCUUAAAUGACUUUUCCUUUUACUGUAUAGAAAAUAUGUAUGUAUAUAUGUAUAUAUGUAUGUAAAAAUACAUGUCACUGUGGGGAGAGCUCAAUUUAUGUUCUUUGUUUUCUUUCUUUUCAAUUUCUUGGUGAGCUAAGAGGGCAGACAUACUUUUAUGCAAAUGAUUUUUUAAGUGGAUUAAGAAUUUUCCUGCAAUCUGGUCAUUUAAAGCCCCAUUGCACAUCAUGAGAAGACACUCCAGACCUAGAUAAAGAUAGUGGAGUCUUGUUUUAUUUUAAUAUAGAGGUGGACAAAGGGGUAUGAUAGUUUAUGGGAAGAAGAAGAAGAAACCUUGACUUGAUUUAAGGCUAUUAAAUGACACAGUGGACUGUGAACAAAGGGCCAUCAGUGAGCAUUUGUAUCUCCUUGAAACAUAGUGCCUGCUAAAGAACAACAUUUUAAGCCUUAGAACUCCAUGCAAACUGCACUUUCACUAAAAACAAACAAAACAACAAACUAAGGAAACUUGCAAAGGCUUAUGUGUGUACAUCCUCAAAGUAAUUGGUCACUUCAGUUAUUUCAAUCAAGGGUAAGUGCCUGGUUAAUUCAACGGGCAGGAAAGUCCAUCCAGGUGGUUAUUUGGCAUUGGUAGCCCCCUCCCAAAUUCAUGAUUUUUAAAAAAAUCAUACUUAAAUCAGGUGUGGGCAUUGGGUAGAGCUGGGUCGAAUGACAUGGAUGUUGUUGAGUCUAUUGGAAUGUCUCCUCCAUUUGGUUUUAGGGAAUGACCAUAUUAAUGGGAGCAAAAUAUGGUCAUUAACUUCCUGACUCCUGGCCCAAAGGUCUCCUCUUUAGGGUCUAGAAUGUGUGCCCCAAAAUGCCUCUUUCCCGCUUUGUUCUAACUCCCAGGGCAGGACAGACACUCUUUUCCGUGUGUCUUAAGAGCUUGCAUGGCUAAUUUGUACCAUCUGUAAGGCAUGGGAAUGCUCUUUUGAAGGGAGGUAGCAAAUGUUUGUGUGACACAAUGUAGCUUUUUUUAAAGUCAGCCAAUAUGUGCUCCUCAAUGUUUUCCCUUUACAUAACGGCUGUUUAUGCUGCUGAUUUAACUUUAAAAAGAAAUGAAUGAGAAAUAAAGGAUGCUACAAUUACUGGGUUUUCAGGGAAAGGCCUGCCUUUUUCCUCAUUUGAAAGCUUUAUAUAUAUAUAUAUAUAU
Molecule: messenger RNA, 2933 nt
Organism: Sarcophilus harrisii (Tasmanian devil)
Lineage: Eukaryota; Metazoa; Chordata; Mammalia; Dasyuromorphia; Dasyuridae
Gene: RHOU
Product: ras homolog family member U
Exons: 3
Coding region: 871-1677 (268 amino acids)
Biological process (GO): small GTPase-mediated signal transduction
Molecular function (GO): GTP binding; GTPase activity
Source: RefSeq, a predicted model, not a curated record